AUCACUCAAGUGUUCGUGAAUACGCAAAAAAAUAAUUCUCCAAAUUGAAUUCCAUCAGUCGACAGUUCACCCUGGGGGGGGGUUGAUGAUUGUUGUCCCCCUGACAUUGUCGGUUUGACUAACAAUUGGGGGAGCAUUUCACUGAGAUAAAUAAUAAAAAAAUAACCGGUGGAGAGGGGGCAAUUUCUAACGUUAAAUUGGCAAAGUCGAUUUUUCUCGCCUUUCCAUCGCACAAUUCCGGUGUUGGCUAUUGUUACUUCGUGUAGGUGAAACAAAUAGGGGGGUGAAGACACUCGAGGUGUCGAGGGGACAGUGCAAGGACCGGAGAAGUCAGUGAUGAUGUCAGAGUCGAUGCACUCUUGGUGAAUUAACCCAAGUGCGAGGAUUAAUAUCGAGGAAGUGAAGGUGAAGGGAGAGACAAGCUUGAGAGAUGGCUAUGCCCCAGGCAGGAGGUAUGGAUCCCUGGGCGAUCCAACCCAGGGAGAAGAUCCACUACAAAGAGCAGUUUGAUGCACUGAAGCCAGUCAAUGGUGUUGUGACUGGAGAACAGGCCAAGGGAUUUUUAUUACGAUCUCAGCUGCCCCCAGCCAUUCUAGGACAGAUCUGGGCCCUGUCAGACACCGAUGCCGAUGGAAAAAUGGAUGUCAACGAGUUUAGCAUCGCCUGCAAAUUGAUUCACCUCAAGUUGAGAGGCCUUGAAGUCCCAAAGGCACUGCCUCCUUCUCUUGUCCAGAGUUUAAAGUCACCAAUUGCAGCUCCUCCAGCAGUUUCAAACGGUGGAUUUCCAGUUCAGCAGCAGAACGUAAGCUCUCUAGUGAAUCUCGGUGGAGCAGUGCCAGCCCAGCCAGUGAUGACAGCCCCAGGGAGGCCAGUAGUUCCCCCAGUGCAGAUGCCCCUCGGGUCGCGACAAUUUAGUGGUGCUAGUGGUACACUUCCAACAAAUAUUCCAGCUAAACCACCCGCUAGACCUGCACCACCCUUCAUGGCAAACGUAAGUACUGGAGUGACACCAGUUCCUGGGCCACCCCAAAGACCCGCCCCACCAGGUAACAUCGGUGCAGGUUUCAACGCAACCACAGGCAUUCUGCCUCCACCAAAGCCAGCACCCCCAUCAUUUCCAAAUAGUCCAGUGGGAGCAGUGCAGCCCCAGGUUCUCCCCAGUGUUGUCCCGAUGUCGCAGCCCCAGGUGCUCCCCAGUGUUGUCCCGAUGUCGCAGCCCCAGGUGCUCCCCAGUGUUGCCCCAAUGGCGCAGCCCCAGAUUCUCCCAGGGAUGCAGCAGAUUCCAAUGGUUCCAAUGCCUGGAGGGGCGCCAAUAGCUCCGCUAAACACAACUCCAGCGCCAAUUCAGGCUUUUGGAAUGGGCCCUCAGAUGAUUCCAACGAUUCCCAGUGUUCCUGUGGUGCCUCUGGUCCCUGGAAUAAUGCCAUCAGUCCCUUCAAAUGGAGUUGCAGCUCUCCAUCAGCCCCCAGUGGCACCAGCAGCUAUGGCAGCUGUCAUGGGGACUCCAGUGUCCACUAAUACUCCUCUCAGCACGACAGCAAGACCCCCCAGUAUCGACAGAGUUGGAUCCAUUGACUCUCAGCACAGCCAGCACAGUCAACACAGUCAACACAGUCAGCAGUCCCUGACCUCACCACCGACAGUCGAGUGGUCAGUUCCUCAUCAGACAAAGCUGAGGUACACUCAGACCUUCAACACCUGCGACAGAACGAGAACUGGAUUUCUCUCUGGACCUCAAGCCAGGAACAUCAUGGUCCAGACACAACUGCCACAGCCCAUUCUCGCGAAAAUUUGGGGGCUCUCUGAUAUGGACUCCGAUGGGAGACUUGGGUGCGAGGAGUUUGUCCUCGCUAUGCAUCUGUGUGAUCUUGCGAAGGCUGGAGAGACCAUUCCAGAUACACUGACCCCAGACCUAGUCCCCCCGACGUUCCGCCGUCAGCGUCAGAGCAGCAUCUCCUCGGGGGGUCUACCCGAGACGAUCGAUCCCUCCGCAGGGAUGCCCCAGUCCUCCUUCGAGGACAAGCGCAAAGAGAACUACGAGAAGGGCCAGGCGGAGCUCGAUCGCAGGCGUAAAUCCCUCCUGGAGCAGCAGCGCAAAGAGCAAGAGGAGCGCGACCGCAAGGAACGUGAGGAAGCCGAGAAACAGGAGAAGAUUCGACUGGAGCAGGAGCGUCGUCGUCAGGCGGAGAUUGAGAAGCAGAUGCUUCGUCAACGUGAAAUAGAGCAGGAGAAGGAGGAGCAGAGGAGACGUGCCCAGGACCAGAAAGAGGCGGCUAAAAAGGAGAUGGAGAGACAACGUCUGCUGGAGUGGGAGACCCAGAAGUCCCAAGAGCUCCAGGCCCAGCGUCAGAAGGAGCAGGACAUUCUCCUGAAACUAAAAGCGAAGAACCAAACGUUGACAAUCGAGCUAGGCACACUUAACGACAAAGUCAAGGAGCUCUCCCAGAAAAUUUGCGACACAAGAGUUGGUGUUUCAGGUGUUAAAACAACGAUUGAUGGAAUGAGAGCCACCAGGGACUCUCAACAGCAGGAGAUGACAGCUCUGAAGAACAAACUCAGAGAGCAAAAUCAGAGAUUACUCUCACUGAGCCAGGAAAAAGCUAGGAUCGAGGCGAAAAAUAAAAUGAAUGCAGCACAGGACUCGGCUGGACAGGAGGCAAUGAGAAUGGCAUUUGCCAAUAAGCAGAUCACCCUCAAACAGAUGAAGGAUAAGAUCGAGGAUCUGGAGAAGCAGAUAUCCGAGAAGAGUAUGGACAUUGAGAAUAAUAACAGUCAACUGGAGGAGAUGAAGGACAAGAUGAAGUCACUGGCCAGUGAUUGCAAGGGGCUUUACAAAAAUUUUGAUGUCAAGAGAUCGCAGAUUUUGGAGCUCAGGGGGGCUGUUACAUCUGGGGGAGUUGAUUAUGCCAGUGCUGCGUGGGGGGAGAGUGCUUGGGGAAAUGAUCCUGUCACAGCUGUCAAUGAAUCCUGGCCUGUUGACAAUAAUGAAACUGAUGUUGUUGAGCCGGGAAUUGUCAAGUAUCGAGCACUCUAUGAAUUUGUUGCAAGGAAUGAUGAGGAGAUAUCGUUCCAGCCUGGUGACAUAAUUCUGGUGCCUCCUGUGCAGAAUAAGGAGCCUGGGUGGAUGGCUGGGGAGAUCAGGGGACACACUGGAUGGUUCCCUGAGUCGUAUGUUGAACCUGUUGAUGCCGGGGAGGAGGGGAGCAAAUUUGUCCAGCAGGACUCGGUGGAGAGGAAGCCUCUGGAGGAGAUUGCUGAGGUGCCUGAGAAUGUCUCGGAGGCUGGAUCACUUGGGGAUACUCAUGUCCAGGCGGAGGUUACGGUCGGUAGGGAGGGAAAUUAUUACGUCGCGUUGUAUCAGUAUUCAUCGACGGAGCCUGAUGAUUUGAGUUUCAAUGAGGGGGAGAUCAUCGAGGUUACGAAGAGCGAGGGCGAGUGGUGGUCUGGCAUCAUUGGAAACAGGAGUGGAUACUUUCCGUCUAAUUAUGUCGAAAAGUGCGAGCCGAAUAUUAAUCAGGUUGCAGCAAUUAAUGCAACUCCUGUUCAAGCAGCCACCACCCCAGCACCAGUGCAAGCCUCUCCGACGACAGAAAAAACAGCUGAGCAGCUCGAGGAUGAGCGUCAAGCUGCUGAGGACAGAGCUGAAUUGCCUGAUUUUACAGCUAUGGCUUCACAACAGUAUUAUAAGGGUCGAGGGAGGAAACCAGAGAUCGUGCAAGUCCUGGCACCCUAUCAGGCAACAAGUGCUGAACAGUUGGAUCUUCAGAGGGGUCAGCUCAUCAUGAUCAGGAAGAAGACGGACUCUGGAUGGUGGGAAGGGGAAUUACAGGCGAGAGGUAAAAAACGACAGAUCGGUUGGUUCCCAGCGUCAUACGUCAAACCUUUAACGAGUAGCAGUAACAGAUCGACACCCGUAUCUCAUGGGUAUCAGGAUUCUCCAACAGAUCCCAAUGUUGAACGAGUGAUGGCCCUGUACCCCCACCAAGCCCAGAACGACGACGAAUUGAGUUUCGAAAAGGGCGAGGUGAUAACAGUCCUGGCGAAGCAGGAAGAGGCCUGGUGGAAGGGUGAACUCAACGGAAUAAUUGGAAUAUUCCCAAGCAACUACGUGACACCCAUGUCUGACGAGCCAUACGAUUUCGUAAUCUCCUCGGCGGAUCCCCUCGAGCUAAAACGUCAGGAUUACAUCAGGGAGUUGAUUGCAACUGAGGAGGCGUACAUAAACGACAUGAGACUGGUCCACGAGGUGUUUGAAAAACCCUUGAUCCAGAGUAUGGUCCUGACAGUGGACGAAGUAGAAAGGAUAUUCGUCAACUGGAGGGACAUAAUCGCUUGCAAUGACAAUUUCCUGAGAACAUUGAGAAUCAGACGAGACAACAGUGAAGACGGAACUGUCCGAAUGAUCGGUGACAUUCUCUGUGAAAAUAUUCCGAGGAUGUCUGCGUACGUUCGGUUCUGCAGCUGUCAGAUAUCGGCGGCUGUUUAUCUUCAGAGACUGACGGAAACGUCUCCUGAAUUCGUGGCAAUUGCUCAGGCAUGCCAGCAGGAUCCGAGGACCAAGGGAAUGCCCCUGAGUUCUUUUCUCAUAAAACCGAUGCAGAGGAUCACCAAGUACCCCUUGAUCAUCAACAAGAUCCUCGAGUACACGCCAUUCGAACAUCCGGACAGGCAGUAUCUCGCGGAGGCUUUGGCCAAGGCUGAGGAAUUCUGCAUUCAGGUGAAUGAGGGAGUGCGGGAGAAGGAGAACAGCGAUAGACUCGAGUGGCUCCAGACGCAUGUCGCCUGCAGCGAAAGUGUUCUUGAGGAGAAACUCAUAUUUAAUUCUUUGACAAACUCCGCGGGACCCAGGAAACUUCUGCAUUACGGGAUUCUUCAUAAGGCAAAAAGUGGUAAGGAACUUGUUGCAUUCCUCACCAACGAUUUUCUCCUAUUUGCUCAACCAUUGAAGGCACUACCAGCUGGACAACAAUUUUCAUUCGAACGAAACGAGAAUAAUAAAUUCAAACUUUACAGAAAGACAAUAUUUUUGAAUGAAUUAACGAUGAUUGGAGAGACUGAAACCAAUGGAAACUCAAAUAUAAUCCAUACGGACGCAAAUGACAACACAUCGAGAACCCUGGGCCUACGAGAUUCCACUAAGAAGCCUAUUCUCCUGCUAGCCCCGUCCACCAACGAGUGCCACUUAUGGGUGAAGAAGAUCAACGAGGCUCGUAAGCAGUUCGCCAGGAACGAGAAGAAUCUUCUGCAACGUCAGCGCUCAAGACAAGCGCAAUUUGGAGCUUGUGGGAGGAUCUUGGCGACAGUGUUGCAGGGCAGCAGCAUCAAAACACCUGCUGGAAAAUGUAAUGCAUUCUGUAAAGUCUCCAUGGGAUCCCAAGAGGAGAGAACUCCAGUCGUCUCUGGGACAGACUGUCCCAUGUGGGACACAUCCAUGCAGUUCCAAAUAAAAGAUCUUAAUGAGGAUACACUUUGCAUAACAGUGUUUGAUAAGAGCUAUUACACUCCAGAUGAUUUUCUCGGACGAGCGGAAAUACGAAUCGUCGACAUAAUGCGCGACUGCAAGGACUCGUGCGGUCCCAUCCAAAAGCGAAUAAAGCUACGAGAAGUUGAUAAUGGCGAAGUUGUCCUGAAACUCGAUCUCCAAUUAUUCGGAAGUUGACAGGAUUCGCCGAAAAAGGGAAUUCUAGAUAUCCUCCUACGGGGCAGUGCAUUUAUCUCCAAGAAAUAAUUGGAAUUCUCAAUCAGUAUAAUCAGUUAAUUUAUUUAUCAAUCGAUUUAUCGUCAGUGAAGGAAAAGAUGAAGUAGCAAAACGAGGAAAAGCUAAAGCUCAAUAUGAAAAAAGUCAAUUCGAACUUCACGAUAAAAUUUUUUUAAGGUAAAUUUUUUCUCGCUUCAUCACUUCACACCAGAACAACCACUGAUUAAUUACAAAGUAAUUCACCUACGAGACUUGAUACAGCGAACAAAGAUAAAAUUACGUCUAAUUAAUAUAUCUAGUCGUGAUACGCACAUGCAUUACUGGCAUAUGUGUACCAAGACAAUGCUAAGCAUGAUAUACACUUGAGUUAUACUUAAAAAUUCGUACAUGUGCGAAUAGUACCGAGAAUACUUUCCACUGAGAACAAAUACAAUAAGUACUAAAAAAUCCAUUAUUCAACGAUUUGAAUACAUGGUACUAUCGCAUACGUACAAAGUUGAACAUUCCAUUGAGUUGAAUAAAUAUACAAUUUUUUAUUUAUAAAAACCGUUGAGUGAUGAAUGAGACAUGAGACAGUGGAGAUCAUAGAGCUGCCUGAGUUGAAGAAUUAUCAGGCAGCGCAGAGUUCAAGAUAUAAUGACAAUGAACUAAUUAAUAAGACG
Messenger RNA from Diachasma alloeum, 6360 nucleotides. RefSeq names its product intersectin-1 (gene Dap160). Gene Ontology annotation, biological process: positive regulation of Rho protein signal transduction. The record is from RefSeq and is a predicted model, not a curated record. Gene Ontology annotation, molecular function: guanyl-nucleotide exchange factor activity; calcium ion binding; protein binding. NCBI's taxonomy places the organism in Eukaryota, Metazoa, Arthropoda, Insecta, Hymenoptera, Braconidae. The transcript is spliced from 19 exons. Bases 431 to 5659 code for a protein of 1742 amino acids.